CCAUAGGCCUGAUAGUUUUGAGGGUCCGAAGAGUCCUCGUAAGGGGUAGAAAGGGCAAACCAAAUUAAAAGUCGCCCAUUGAAGCUCAGAAAUGGAGAUUCCAUGUCCACUGCCUAGAACCUAGUCCUGCUCAGGUCAACGUGGGAGCAGCCGUAAUCGAUAAAGGGAAAUUUUUUUGCACAAACCGCUGCUUCCCCUCGACGACAUUCAAAUUCUUGGUGUCCGCCUUUCUCACAGGGCCUUGACUAUGGAAGUUGAAGGAGGCGGAGUUUCGAAACCGGCGGCGGUGAUCGCCUGCACAGGUAUGGCCCUCUUCUAUGUGGCCACCCUCUACGCGCCAACUCUGAUCUUCCGCCUCCCGCCUCCAUACUCCUUCAAGGAAUUCAUGAUCCGCCGCUUCGUGUGCGCCGCCGUAUCCUCUGUUGUCUCAGUCGUCGUCUGCGCCCUUAUACUGCCUAUACGAAGCUGGGAGGCUUCCACUCUAUUAAGCAUCUACGGCAUCAGGAGAGACCACAUAUGGCAAGCUGUGAUGUUCCCUCUUGCCUUGACUUCCUUAAUGUACGCUGGUUCAAUGACCCUGAAUUUCUUGUUAUGGUUGGAUUCGUGGAAAGAGGACAGCGAUUCUGGUGGAUGUUUCUCAUUUCGUUGUUUCAGUGAUGCCCUGAAAGCUUUCAUUGAGCGGAUACGUUCUCGUGCCUCCAAUGUUUUAUUUUGGCGGAACUUAGUAGUGGCACCACUGACAGAGGAGUUGGUUUUCAGGGCAUGCAUGAUUUCUUUGCUUGCAUGCGGAGGAUUCCAAAAGUAUAGCAUCAUAGUUAUGUUUCCUAUUCUCUUCAGCUUAGCACAUUUGAACCAUUUUAUGGAGGUUUAUUUCCAGCAAAACCGAAACUUGUUGAAAGCUUCCAUGAUUAUAGGUUUGCAGCUGAGCUACACUGUGGUUUUUGGUUCUUAUGCAUCUUUUCUACUCAUGCGAACAGGACAUCUUCUUUCUCCAUGGGCUGCUCAUGUAUUUUGCAAUUAUAUGGGACUGCCAAUGCUGUUCUCGCAGAGGAAAGGUAUUGUCUCGUUGGCCUUCGUAGCUGGAGCGGUUGGCUUUCUGUGGUUCCUUUUCCCGCUAACACGACCCGACUUUUAUAAUGCUAGAACUAACAAUUGUAGAUGUUGGCAAGGACACUGUUCCUGGAAUUGACACGUUUAGAAUAUUGUAUGAAAGAGAGUGAUGAUCCUCGAGGACAUCUACAUGAGUAGCGUCUCUGCCUUUGCCACGCCCUUUUUUUAGAUUUCCGUUGAGAAGUGCUAAAGAUUACUUGUUGGAGAUUGUUGACUGAUGGUCAACAGGGCACAGGCCCCGCAUUUGAUGUGCAAUAUGAGAUAUGGUUGAUUUUGUGGGGUUUA
Punica granatum (pomegranate) is the source of this 1395-nucleotide messenger RNA. Lineage: Eukaryota; Viridiplantae; Streptophyta; Magnoliopsida; Myrtales; Lythraceae. The record is from RefSeq and is a predicted model, not a curated record.